Molecule: messenger RNA, 2643 nt
Organism: Cryptomeria japonica (Japanese cedar)
Lineage: Eukaryota; Viridiplantae; Streptophyta; Pinopsida; Cupressales; Cupressaceae
Product: L-type lectin-domain containing receptor kinase IX.1-like
Exons: 4
Coding region: 1-2643 (880 amino acids)
Biological process (GO): protein phosphorylation
Cellular component (GO): plasma membrane
Molecular function (GO): carbohydrate binding; ATP binding; protein kinase activity
Source: RefSeq, a predicted model, not a curated record
AUGAGAACCACCGACCGAAUUUUGGGAAUAGAAAUUUCCAAAGGAAUCACAAUAGCAACAAUCGGUAGAUACGAAAUCUUAAGAGGGGACCCAACACCUAGGAAAAAGGAAGAGCAAAUCAGGAUGGAAAUAAGAAAGAAAACUAUAACACCAAUGCUCGACAGAAUAUGGACAGAGGAAGGUAAGGUGGCCAUCCUGGUCCUAGGGAUGGGUGUUAUAAUUGUGGAGGGAGUCAUUAUGCCUCCAAUUGUCCACAACGUACCCCAGCACAGAGAGGAUCAUAUCAGCAAGGAGCCCCUCAACAUCAGAUUCACGCUGUUGUUGACAAUCGUCAAGUUGAUUUCCAAGCCGCACUUAUCCAAAUCACAGGUUCAGGAUCCAGGGGUGGUGCUAGUGGAGCCCAUCCAAAUCCUAGAUCAGCGUAGUGUGAAGCUACGUAGCAAAGAUUUCACUCAAUAUAAGACUCCUCCACCCACGGUAGCCGCUUUGGUUGGUUUGUUAGCAGAACCCCCUCCAUACAUGGUGGUCGUUGUCAAAGCCUUUAAACGCAGGUCAAAACGGUGGGAGGCAAAGUUGUUUAAGCAGUCUAAUGGCAGCAGCACUAAAUUUUCCUUUGCCAACUUUACGCAAAACAACAGCCAGCAGCUCAUAUACAUGGGGGACGCUAACUUUUCUGCUGAAUAUGGUUAUAUCAAUCUAACGCCAGAUUUAAACCCCACUAUAAACGUUUCAUCUAUAAACGAAACGGCUUAUCUUCUCCAGUCUAUCGGAAGGGUUCUGUACCGCAAGCAGAUCACGAUGUGGCCGGCGAGUUUCACCACCGCCUUCACCAUCUUCGUGAAAAACAUCACAGCCGUCAGGAAUUUCAAUGGCGACGGUAUUGCCUUCAUCAUUGUAUCAGAAAACAAAAAAAGCUUUAUAGCAAAGAGCAGCGGGGCAUUCCUCGGCCUCUUCAACCAGUCCACGGACGGAAACACGACCGGCCAGCUUGCCAUCGAAUUCGACACAUUCCAUAAUGAAUUUGACCCAGUCGACGUCAAUCAUGUGGGCAUCGACAUCCAGGGCAUCAAAUCCAACGCAACUGCUAGUAUGGAAGAGCACGGCAUGGAUAUCCAGGCUGCGCGAGCAAUACAAGUCCGGGUCGACUACGACGGGUGGGCUAAAUCCCUGCAAAUCUAUGCGCGCUAUGCAAACAGUAGUUCGGCCUACGUAAGCCUUCUCAAUCGCACGGUGCAGCUCGAAAAAAUUGUUCCAAGAUUGGCGUACGUGGGAUUUUCUGCAACAACCGGGAAUUCAUUCGAAAUACAAAGAAUUCUCAACUGGAAUUUCAGGUCCGUGGUGUUGCCGGAGUCUUCUCUGAAUUUGUCCCCGGUGGGAACACCGCUAGGAUCCAACGGUGGGGUCAAAGUCGGCGUUUUGGUGGGCUCAAUUAUGGUCGGACUGGUUACGGUUGGAUUAAUAACCUCGUGGUUUGCGGUUAAGAGAUUGAAAAGGAAAAACCAGGCUACUAUAACUCUUGGCCGAGGAAGCUUCGUCGAAGAGCUGGCAAUAAUCCAUAACGCGCCUCAACGAUUCUCGUACAGUCAACUAGCCGCCGCCACCAACAACUUCAGCGAAGCGGAACUUCUAGGAACCGGCGGGUUCGGAAGCGUCUACAGAGGAAACUUCAACGCCGGCGGCAACGAAGACGUGGCGUUGGUGGCGGUGAAGAGAAUUUCCGACAGGUCAAAGCAGGGUGAAAGGGAAUUCAUCUCAGAAAUCAACACCAUCGGCCGCCUCCGCCACCGGAAUCUGGUGCAGCUUCAGGGCUGGUGCCACGAGCGUGACGAGCUUCUUCUGGUUUACGAUUGCAUGCCCAACGGAAGCUUGGACAAGUUUCUUUACGACAGAACCAGGGACCCGGCCUUAAAUUGGUCGCGGCGCCACAGGAUUUUGUGCGGCCUGGCCUCGGCUUUGCUGUACCUGCACGAAGAAUGGGAGCAGAGAGUCAUUCACCGAGACGUGAAGCCCAGCAAUGUAAUGCUCGACCGGAAAUUCAACGCCCGCCUGGGGGACUUUGGUCUGGCCCGGCUUAUCGAGCACGACGAUCAUAAUCCGGGCGUGAUGACACUGCUGGCGGGUACGCCCGGGUACGUUGCGCCCGAGUGCAGCUACACGGGCAAGGCCACCGCAGAAUCAGAUGUGUUCAGUUUUGGGAUCGUGCUUUUGGAGGUGGCCGCGGGUAGGCGAGUGGUGGAGCGCGAGUCCCGAUUGGCUGAACGAAAUUUGGUGGACUGGAUUUGGGGGCUUUACAGCGAGGAGAGAGUAUUGCAGUGUGUGGAUCCCAAAUUGGAAGGGCCUGAUCAUGAUGAAGAGCAGAUAAAAAGAGUAUUGAUCUUGGGUUUAGCGUGCUCGCAUCCUGAUCCACAGUUACGUCCUUCUAUCAGACAAGCCAUCCAAGUGCUCAUGAACCCAGAUGAGGAGCUGCCGCAGCUGCCUCUCACCAGGCCCCUGGCGAUCUAUGUUGCUUUACCAACGGUUCGACCUGCCAGUUCUCAGUUCACCUUGUCUCCAAAUACAAGGGGAGAUGCCGCAUCGUAUGGUCUCAUGGGCGAGAGUAGCAGGGGAUCCAUUACGUCUUCCACGCUACAUAGUGGUAGAUAG